AUGCGCGGCACCUUGAUCUUCGCGGGCAGUUCAUGCCCGGCCCUCACGGGAAAAAUAUGCGAGAAUCUGGGCAUGGCGCCGGCUGAUGCCGAGCUCUCCCAAUUCUCCAAUGGCGAAACGAGUGUCAGAAUUCUCACCAGCGUGCGCGAGAAGGACGUGUUCGUGAUACAGUCAGGCAGCCCCAAGAUCAACGACACCAUUAUGGAGCUGCUCAUCAUGAUCUCCGCCUGCAAAGGAGGAUCUGCCAACAAAAUUACCGCUGUACUACCUUAUUUCCCUUACAGCCGUCAGUCGAAGAAGAAGUCGCACCGUGGAGCCAUCACUGCGAGGAUGCUGGCCAAUCUCCUUGGUGUCGCCGGCGUCAAACACGUCAUCACGGUCGACCUCCACGCGUCCCAGAUGCAAGGCUUCUUCAAAUGUCCAGUUGACAACCUGCACGCGGAGCCUCUGAUCGCUCGCUGGAUCCGGCACAACGUGCCCAAUUGGAAAGAGGCAGUGGUGGUGUCAAAGAAUGCAGGCGGCACCAAACGAGUUACGUCGCUGGCCGACGCUCUUAAGCUCAACUUUGGCAUGGUCACGACAGACAAGAAGAGAGGUUCCAACAUGACGGCCAGCAUGAUCAUGAACCACCUUGAUGGGAUAGAGCGGCAGCCCUUCCUCGAAUCCAUCAGCAAUCAGGUGCGUAACAACUCAUCGGGGCCCGAGAAUGGAACUGCCCCUGCAGACAACGGACAGCCGCGAGCCUCGCGCUCUGUCGCCGAUGCCAAUGGGUCCCCGCGGCGUGCUAAUGGCCUAUCGGCCCGCACCCCGAGCCACCCCAGACCUCACUCGCGAGCGCAAGCGCUGUCUCAGGCAUCAACAUUGAGUGAACUGGACGAGGAGUCGGAGCCUGACGGCCCCGAGUACAACGACCAACGGGCUCAUGAAGUGACACACGGCCGGCUGGUCCAGGGCCAUAUCGUGCCAGACGAUUUCCCGUCGCCCGCCACGUCUGCUGCAGACGCGAGCGUCAUCGAGGAAGACCCCAUGGCCAUGUCACACGCCUCGUCCUUCUUUGCUCAACCUCACGCUUUGGGCGGGUCGGGAGAUGCGGCAAGCUCUGACGAGGAGGAUGAAAUUCUCAAGAACCCCAAAAUCGAGCACAUGAUCACUCUGGUCGGAGACGUGAAGAAUCGUACGGUUCUCAUUGUCGACGACAUGAUCGACAAGCCCGGCUCCUGGAUCGCUGCUGCCGAGACUGUUGUCAAGCGCGGCUUUGCUAAGAGAGUGUAUUGCAUCGCAACCCAUGCCGUCUUUGGAGCCGACUGUCUGGAGCAAAUGCAAGCCUGCGAUUGUAUUGACGCCAUUGUUGUGACCAACAGCUACCCUAUUCGGGAAGACAAGGCACGCAAUGCUAGCAAACUGGUUGUGCUCGAUCUCUCUUUUCUUCUCGCUGAGGCGAUUCGCCGGAACCAUUAUGGCGAGUCGAUGUCACCGCUGUUCCUACACAUGGGGGAUUAA
This is a messenger RNA of Lasiosphaeria miniovina, 1500 nucleotides long. Its product is annotated as ribose-phosphate diphosphokinase. NCBI's taxonomy places the organism in Eukaryota, Fungi, Ascomycota, Sordariomycetes, Sordariales, Lasiosphaeriaceae. The record is from RefSeq and is a predicted model, not a curated record. The coding region runs from base 1 to 1500 and encodes 499 amino acids. Gene Ontology annotation, molecular function: magnesium ion binding; ribose phosphate diphosphokinase activity. Gene Ontology annotation, cellular component: cytoplasm; ribose phosphate diphosphokinase complex. The transcript is spliced from 2 exons. Gene Ontology annotation, biological process: purine nucleotide biosynthetic process; 5-phosphoribose 1-diphosphate biosynthetic process; ribonucleoside monophosphate biosynthetic process.